AUGGAUUUCCUGCUGGCCAGGGAAGCAGCGCCGUACGCGGCCGCAGGCUGCAGGCCAAGUGGGGAGUUCCCCGUAGGCGACACUCAGCCGUUUGAAACGAGCAUUCCGUGUGUGUCCAUCACGCUACAGUUCAAAGCAAAGAGCGUCCAGAAUGGAGCGCGCUCGAAGCCUACUGCCGAGGAGGCUGGCGAUGCAGCGGCAUGUCCGUGCGCGGUCGAUUUGUCGGAGGUGGACGGGGUUUUGGACGACUUGGCCGCGUCUCCCGCAGGGUAUUUCGUGUGUAAAUUGCACAGGCUGCUGAAACGCCUGGAACCGCGCGGAAGUGAGAACGCAGAACAACCCAGUCGCUCGCAGGACGAGCGGCCAGGCGCACACGGCGACUGCGUUGCCAGCUUCCAGUGUCGAGUGUUUGGCACACUGCUGGACGUCUCAGACUUCCUGUGGCGCGUCGGGGAACUCUACCUCGUCAUUCAGCCUCUCGGCGCUUCGCGCAGAGCCCGCAGGCAAGCGCACUCAAGUCCGCGGCCAGCACAUUCCCCGCAGGAGCGCGGAGACCGCCGGCAACGUGCGGAGUCGCGCGAGAACUCGCGGAAGCGAGAGACGUCCAUCGGGCCGGACACCCGACAGGACAGGCGCGUCUCGUUUUCCUCGGCGAGAGACACCGAGAGCGACAGAGACGAACUGGACGAAGAUCCAGGCCAGGAACCGCGCUACGUCACUUUUAGCCUCAAAGAAGUUCUGGAUGGACCGACGCCGGGGAGGCGCGCGCCGCCGAACGCCGACGGCCGACUUCGCGAGUUCGACAACGAAGUUCAGUUGGAUCCUGGAGACGAUGGUACGCUGCUGUGGGUUCGGCUGCGUCUUGAGGAAUUUGAAGUCCCCUACGGGACAGACCGAGACCAUCCGUCGCUGCCUCCCAGAGAAGCCGGAGACGCGUUUGUGUUGUCCCUCAGCAUCGUUGAAAACCGGAGCCUGCGCGCCCUGGUUCGGCUGGGAGAGGCGCACGGGCGAAAACUCGAAGGCAGUCUCGGGGAAGAAGGUGCGUCCCACAAACUGGCGAAAGUCUCUGCCGCAUCGCCGGGCGACUCCACUCGCCUGUCGCUUCGCCUCGGGACUGCGCGGCGUCCGUGUGCCCCGUCGCCGCUCGACGCGCAGAAACCCCCUGGCUGCGAAGCCGAGAGACAGCCCGCGCUCGUCCCGCAGUGUCGCUUCGCGCUUGCCCUCGUCGGCAGCUGGGCAGAGGCGCUCUUGUACUUCAAGAGCUUGGCGACCGCGUGGGUCCAGCUGGAACUGCCGAGAGAAGACGAGCGGGAGAGACCGGUGAUGCCGGAAAAACUCGGCCGCGGAAGAUCCGCGAGCCUCCGCCGAGCCGCGCAUGCACGUCCGAUGGAGCUCUCGAUCGACUUGACUCCGCUCGCCACGCGCGUCGCGCAGCAUCUGGCCAUGCUUCACCACGCGGACGCCUUCCCGCCCGGCACGGCGCCUUCCCCGUCCCUGGUCUUGACGAAUUCGCUCUGUGCGCUGCUCCAUUCCUCGAACCACCCGCGGCAGCCGCGCCGCAUCUCGCUGCAGGCACAGCUGCUCUUCCUGGUUUUCAAAGACCACCCGACCGGGACGCCUGACUCGGCUCGUGAACUCCCUUCGCCAUCUCUCCAACCCCGUCGCGACUCUCUCGCCUCGCCCCAGGGGCCGCGCUGUGAAAGGCCCGACGCUCUGGCGAGUCUCUCCCGCGGUUCGCUCUCGGAGGCUGCUUUCCAGCCGCUCAGUCACGACAGCCCACGGCCGACCGAACGCGAAGUCGACAGGAACCGCGAAGACGGAAAGGAGAACGAUUCUCAGUGUCUGAAUCGCGCGGACGCGCCACGCCUCGCGCCUCUCGGCGAUGGACCUGACGCCGAGAGCGACUCCAGAACGUGCGACGAGGCGCAAGAACGGAGAACUCACCCGGGGCUCCCCUCGCCAGGGCGAUGUGAACGUGGCGCCGCUGGGGCUGUUGCGGCGACAGCAGCUGCGGCGUCCAUGCCUGCUGCAAUGUUGAACGGGCAGACUAAGACGGGGAACGAGGGCGUGCAGAGCGUGUCUUCGCUUCCGCAGUUUACGCUGAAAAACGUCCUGAGCCCGGCACAGUGUCUCGACGAGGGAUUUCCCUGCACUUCGGUUGCCUUGCCGACGCAGAAUCUCCCGGGUCACGGCCAGUGCCAGCCGGCGAUUUGGAGGCUCUCAGUCGACCUGGUCUCUCUGCAGCUGAGGGCGGAGACGCUGGCUAGCCGCAGAGCGGUGUACGUACACUACACCUACGCGCCUUUUGGGCCUCAACACAGCUUCUCGACGGAGCCCCCCGUGGACUGCAGCAGUGGCGAGGCGGUUCCCCUUUCCGGGGGCUUUUGCGCCUACACCUUGACUGCGUCGCCGGCGCGGCUCUUCCAGUCCCUUCGGACGACGCCGCUGGAGCUCGAGGUGUUUGGGCUCGCCGACGCACGGGCCGCUUCGCCUCCUGUCUCGCGUCGCGCGUCUCUCUGCGCGCUGAGCAGACGCAGCGGCUCUUCGGUUCCGCCUUCGCCGCGGGCGCCGCGGGGCGAGCUGAAGGCGCUUCGCGCCGAGAAGGUGGGGACUGCCGUCGUCGACUUGGACCUCUUGGCCCAGAAGCCGCUGCGGCGCCACAGCCAAGCGCCCCACGACUACCAGGCGUACAGCGCGAUGCUUCCGGUCACAGCGGAGAACGGCGAGAUCCUGGGUCACCUGCACAUACAGCUGUACUUGGAACACCUGCGCUCGGCGUCGGCGACUCCCCCUUCCAGCGCUUCGGCUCCUGCGAGGGCGGAGCGGCGCGAGUCCAGCUUUUCGCGAGUGUCGCCGGAGGCGGCUGUCGCUGGAAGUGGCGAGAAGAACGGCCUCUCCUUCUCUGUCGCGUACGAGAUGGAGCUCUGGAAACGAGCGGAGGAGGCGAAGUUUCUCGCUGAACUGAAGACUCGCGCGGUGGAGGAACGGGAGAAAUUCCUGGAAGAAAUGCGACGAGUGGAGAAUGCGAAGAAUCAGGAGAUACGAGGCAAGCAAGAGGCGCUCCAACACCUCCAACUGCAGCUGAAACAGAUGGCGCAGCAACUGCAACAAAAAGCUCUGGAACUCCAGAGCAGAGAAAACGACCUGCGAAGCGAAAGGGAGAGAUGUCUCCAGUUGGCCGCCCGGACCAGCGACGAGAUGACGGGGGCAACGCGCCGUCUCCGGGAAGAAAAGGAGCACGCGGUACAGCUGGAAAAGCAGCGAAGCCACCUCCUGGAGCGUCAGAAUGCGGAGUUGCAGAGUGAGGUGACACGCAUUAGGGCGCGACUGGACUUCCUCGAGGAGGAAAACUGCGAGCUCAGACAGCACCUCACCAGCGGUCCCACUGCGCAGCUUCAGUCCGAUCUCAAACUGAAACUCUAUCAGGUUGCAGAUCUCGAGAGCCGCCUCACUGCGAUGACUGCCUCCCGAGACUACUUCGUGGAGAGCUGUGCGACGUUGCUGGACAAACUGCAUGCAGUGAAAGAGCAAACUGCCUCUGGCCUCUCGCCGCGGUUGGAGGCGACAGUCGAGAGCCGGAUGGCGUCUCUUCGCUCCGAGAUCGGCAGCCUGCGUCUCGCGAUUCUCGAAAGUCAGCAGGCGAAGGCUUCUUCGAGUCCCCGUCGCCAGGCUGUCCAGGCCGCCGCUCUCCCGACGCAAGACAGCUCAGCGCUUCGCGGGCACUCAGAGACCUCGCUCGCUCUGCCUGCGCUUCCUCCCUCUUCUUUCUCUUCCACCCUCUCUGCGCCUCCGGGCGCCUUCCGUGAGGCGAGCACGCCGUCGCUGAAGCAGAAGGGAAACCACUUGGCGCCGGAUGUGCCUCCAGUGCCACACACAGAGCCGCUGCAGGCGGCGGGGCAGUCUGAGGGCGAGGCGGGGCCCGACGCGAAGGCCGAGGAAAUCGAGAGCAAGGUGAGCGUCAUCGAGAAGGAACUCGAGAGGCUCUUGAAGAACGGCGCGUACACAGAAGAAGACACCAUGGUGCAGGCCCUGAGAGGGAAGAUUGGACGACUCAGAGCCAUGAAACGGCUUCUUUGA
Molecule: messenger RNA, 4077 nt
Organism: Neospora caninum
Lineage: Eukaryota; Apicomplexa; Conoidasida; Eucoccidiorida; Sarcocystidae
Exons: 12
Coding region: 1-4077 (1358 amino acids)
Biological process (GO): centrosome cycle; interkinetic nuclear migration; positive regulation of centriole elongation
Cellular component (GO): centrosome; centriole
Source: RefSeq, a predicted model, not a curated record